AUGGCGUCCGGAAUGUCUGCUGAGCAGAUUGAGCAGAUGAACAAGGUCCGUGUGUCGCUCGGCCUGCAACCACUGGAAGUGCCAGGACAAGGACCACAGUUCAAGGAAGACGAUGAUGGCAGCGACAGCGAUCAGAGCGAGGACUUGAGCACACUGGAGAAGCGCGCAGCAGCUGCAGGGAACAACUGGCAGCGACACGAAGCAGAGAGGAAGGAGAAGGAGGAGCGGCAGAAGCGCAAAGAUGCCGCAAAGAAGGCCCGUGAUCUUGCGGCGCGCAACGAGAAGCUGCAGGGCAAAGGUCUCGGUGAUGAGGAUGCAGCCGAAGAAGUUGAUACUCGUACGUGGCUGCUGCAGCAGAAGAAGAGGCAAAAGAAGAUCGACAAAGCACGCAAACUGGAAGAGGAGCUGGCCGCACGGGAGCAACAAGCCGAGUAUACGGCCAAGGAUCUUGCUGGAGUGAAGGUCGGCCACGAAGCUGCAGAAUUUGACGAACUUACUGGCGAGCAGAUCCUCACGCUGAAAGACGCUGCAAUCGGCGAGGAAAGCGAGGAUGAUGAGCUGGAGAACACCGAUCUCAAAGCGAAGGAAAAGCUCGAAGAGAAGCUCAAGCUCUUGAAGAAGCGGCCUGACUACGAUCCGACUGAGCAGGGAGAGCAGAAGAACCUCUUGUCGAAGUACGAUGAGGAGAUUGACGGCAAGAAGCAGAAACGAUUCACACUGGAUGGUCAAGGCACAGCAGCAGAAGCGUUGAAGAGGAAAGCUGCCAAUGAGGGCGAGGUCAAAGGUAAGGGUGUCAAGAUUAGUCUCGACAUUCUCAAAGACGAUGCGCCAACUUCAGACUAUGUCGACCCCUCGACAAUCAAAGUGAAGAAGGCCAAGAAGAGCAAGAAAGAGAAGAAGACGCGACAGAAAGCUGCCGAUGAAGACGAUAUCGUACCACUUGUCACACAGUCUGCGUCUGUUUCCAACGGAGAUGCAAUGGAUCUUGACAAUGAACAGGAAGUUGUCACUGCGAGCAAGAAGAGAUCGUUUGAGUUCGACGACGAUGAAGAUCUACAGGCCAAGCUUGCAGAGCAGCGGCGGCAGGCUCUGAAGAAGCGCAAGAAGACGGAUGCAGCAGAGCUUGCUCGGCAAAUGCGAGAAGAAAUGCCAGUCGAUGAACCAGAGCCGGAGGAAGAAGGAUUGGUCAUGGAUGAGACUACCGAGUUUGUUGCUAAUUUGAAGAAGCCUGACGAGGCUGAUGAAGAUGAUAUCCGGGCAAAACGAAGCAAAUCAGCUCAGCCCGGUGCAGCAGGCUCUCCGGAUGUGCAAGAUGAGGACGACGAUGGCGACACCAAUAUGGGGCAACAGUCUUAUGCUGACGCAGAAGAGGAAGAAGAGCGACAAGUGCGUAUAAAGCGUGAGGCUUCGAACGCUGCCGAGAUUUCUGCGACCGGUCUGGAAGAUGAGGAGAGUCUAGUUGGCUCCGGAAUUGGUGCAUCACUAAACAUGCUUCGCAAGCGUGGUCUCAUCGACAGUCCAGCGGCCGAAGGCUCAGUGGAGAGAGAACGUCAACGCAUGAAGUUCCUAGCAGAUAAGCAACAGCUGGUCGAGGAGUAUGAUCAAAGAGCCAAGGACCAGCGUGAAGCCGAUCGCCGCAGUGGCCGAUUCGACAAGAUGACUAACCGUGAGCGCGAUGCCUUGGCUCGCCAACAAAACGAGCAGAGAGAGCAAUACAUAUCACGAUUGCUAGCCGAGAAGUUCAACAAGGAGUAUAAGCCGGAUGUCAAGCUGAGGUAUAACGAUGAGCACGGUCGCGAGAUGAAUCAGAAGGAAGCUUUCAAGCAUCUCAGUCAUAUGUUUCACGGCAAGGGCUCAGGCAAGGGCAAGACCGAGAAGCGUCUCAAGAAGAUCGAAGACGAGAAGAAGAGCGCGGCCCGAGGAAUGCUCAAUGUCGGCGAGGAGGGCGGAUUCUCGAACGUCCAAGGUAGAGAAGGAAAGCGGCAGAAGACGGCAGGUGUUCGUCUCCAAUAA
Fulvia fulva is the source of this 2013-nucleotide messenger RNA. RefSeq names its product U4/U6.U5 tri-snRNP-associated protein snu66. Gene Ontology annotation, cellular component: U4/U6 x U5 tri-snRNP complex. The transcript has a single exon. Lineage: Eukaryota; Fungi; Ascomycota; Dothideomycetes; Mycosphaerellales; Mycosphaerellaceae. Gene Ontology annotation, biological process: maturation of 5S rRNA; mRNA cis splicing, via spliceosome. The record is from RefSeq and is a predicted model, not a curated record. The coding region runs from base 1 to 2013 and encodes 670 amino acids.